CUCUGUUACUUUAUCUAUUGGAUAUCCAAGAAUCAAUUAGUCUCCCAGAUGUUGGAGUGGGAUAGGACCGGUGUCUCGAAUUUAGCCGGAGAGAUAGCUCUGGUGGCCGGAUUUAUGAUGUGGGUCACCACAUAUCCAAAGAUAAGGAGGAGAUUCUUCGAAGUCUUCUUUUAUACUCAUUAUCUCUACAUCGUCUUCAUGCUCUUCUUCGUCUUCCACGUCGGCAUCUCUCAUGCGUUGAUCCCUUUUCCCGGUUUCUACAUCUUCCUCGUUGAUCGUUUCUUGAGGUCUCUUCAGUCACGCAACAAUGUCAAGCUAGUCUCUGCUCGUGUUCUUCCUUGUGACACCGUUGAGCUCAAUUUCUCCAAAAACCCUAUGUUGAUAUAUAGCCCGACAAGCACUAUGUUCGUGAACAUACCGAGUAUUUCGAAGCUUCAGUGGCAUCCAUUUUCGAUAAUUUCUAGUAGCAAACUCGAACCAGAGACGUUAAGUGUUAUGAUCAAGAGCCAAGGAAAAUGGUCCAGUAAGCUUUACGAUAUGCUUUCUUCAUCUUCCUCUGAUCAAAUCAAUCGCCUCGCUGUUUCCGUCGAGGGACCCUACGGCCCUAGUUCCACUAAUUUCCUACGACAUGACUCUCUGGUGAUGGUGAGUGGAGGCAGUGGCAUUACACCGUUUAUCUCCAUAAUCCGUGACCUAUACUACAUGAGUUCAACGCACAAAUGUAAAAUCCCCAAAAUGACCCUAAUAUGCGCCUUUAAAAACUCUUCCGACCUUUCCAUGCUUGACCUAAUCCUACCGACCUCCGGUCUCACCACCGACAUCUCCUCGUUUGUAGAUAUCCAGAUCAAAGCCUUCGUCACCCGAGAGGAGAAAACAUCAGUAAAAGAAUCAACUCACAAUAGGAAUAUCAUCAAAACCCUAGGUUUCAAACCAAACGUCUCAGACCAACCCAUCUCACCAAUCCUCGGGCCCAACUCUUGGCUCUGUCUUGCAACCAUCCUCUCUUCUUCCUUCAUGAUCUUUAUUGUCAUCAUCGCAAUCAUAACGAGAUAUCACAUCUACCCAAUCGAUCAAAACUCGGAAAAGUACACUUGGGCCUAUAAAUCGCUCAUUUACCUUCUAUCAAUCUCCAUUAGCGUGGUGACUACUUCUACAGCUGCUAUGUUGUGGAACAAAAAAAGGUAUUAUGCGAAAAGCGACCAAUCUGUCGACAAUUUUUCUCCGUUGAUCAUCGAGAGCUCGCCACAACAAUUGUUAUCGCAAUCCACCGACAUUUAUUACGGAGAGAGGCCUAAUCUUAACCAGCUUCUAGUUGGUUUACCGGGUUCGAGCGUGGGAGUUCUUGUGUGUGGUCCGAGGAAGAUGAGACAAGAGGUAGCGAAGAUUUGUUCGUUUGGUUCGGCUGAGAAUCUUCAGUUUGAAUCUAUUAGUUUUAGCUGAUGAAUUUUAAAUUCAGAUUCAUGUUUUAUCAUAGAUGUUUGGGUUGCAAAAUGUGUGGGACUAGUACUAAUAUUAAAAUGUGAAGCGAUAA
Molecule: messenger RNA, 1531 nt
Organism: Arabidopsis arenosa
Lineage: Eukaryota; Viridiplantae; Streptophyta; Magnoliopsida; Brassicales; Brassicaceae
Source: the annotation of a GenBank genome assembly